Messenger RNA from Lizanozyma spartinae, 1692 nucleotides. RefSeq names its product signal recognition particle subunit (gene SRP68). Lineage: Eukaryota; Fungi; Ascomycota; Pichiomycetes; Serinales; Debaryomycetaceae. Bases 1 to 1692 code for a protein of 563 amino acids. Gene Ontology annotation, cellular component: signal recognition particle, endoplasmic reticulum targeting. Gene Ontology annotation, molecular function: endoplasmic reticulum signal sequence receptor activity; signal recognition particle binding; 7S RNA binding. The record is from RefSeq and is a predicted model, not a curated record. The transcript has a single exon. Gene Ontology annotation, biological process: SRP-dependent cotranslational protein targeting to membrane.
AUGGAACUGCCGCUCAACCGUGCUAUAGGCUCUCGGAUGAGGGCCGAUCUUGAAAGUGCAGACGAUUAUCGCAGACACAGAAAAAGAGUUGGCAGAGAAUUGUUAGCGUUGAAGAAAGAGUUACUGUUAGUAACAAAAGACACAAGAAACUUUCUGAGCCAUGAUAAGACCAAGAACGUUACCAAGGAAGACUUUGAUAGGGACGAAAGAUACGGUACGGUUUUCCUCUUGAUGGCGGAAAGAGAUUAUUUGUAUGCCAUGGAAAUCAGAGCUAAGCUUGAAGUUGCCAAUGCAGGAGCUUCCUCGUAUAUGAAGUUGAUGAGAACCAGACUUAAGAGAGCCAUUUGUAACUUCAAGAGAAUCUUAGAUAUCUUUGGUAGUUUAUCUGAUUUGAAGAAACUUGAAUACUACAUUUACGGGGCUCUGUUACAGGGACUCUACGCCAUUAUUAGAAAGCAUUGGUCUGUUGCAAUUAAUCUGUACUCAAUUGCCAGAUGUUGUCUAGAUCUUUUACUUGAUAACUUGAGUGAAUCUGCUGACGCUUUUGAUUCAACCAUUUUAACAGAUUUACUUGAAAAUACGGUGAUUCCUUCAACCAAAUUUGCUGUUAUCCAAGAAGGGUUGAAGUCUGCUCUGGUGGAUUUAACUGCCUUGUCUCGGGAAAGAUGCCACGAUAACUUGGUUCCCUAUUUGGUUCCUGCAAUAGAAAUAAUUGAUGAAAAUUAUACAGGUUUCACCUCCUAUGUUGAAGUUGACUUAACACGGUCCGUAAAUUGGAGAGGACAUGAAGCUGUGCUUUAUAAUGACGAAUUGGCAAGGAAAAUCAUGACCAUUAAAGAAAUGUCACACGAUGAUAUGGAUCAAGUAAGUGAUGCUUGGUCAACUGCUCUUGACUUAUUUACUAGUAGUGAAAGUCAAGACGACGAUGACAUUGAGAAGGUUCAAAAUAAUGCGAUUGUUAAGACAUACAUCAACUACAAUCAAUUGUUUGCAAGAUUAAAGAACACAAAUAAUCUUUUGAAUGAUUAUUCCGAUACUUUCACCAAUGGCUCGGGCCUUAGGCAAGCUAAAUGUACUUUCCAAAUCAAGGUUCUUUCAGAUAUGAUAGCCAUUGUUGAACAAGUGAAGGAAUUACCAGGUGUUUACAACGAUGAAGAAUUGUAUGCUUCAUUAGAGCUGUUGGUGAAGUAUUUCAGUGCCAAAAAGUUACUGUUCCACGGUCAAUACUUUGAAGUUAGACGAGAAUUCAAAAAGGCAUUGAAGCUCUACAAUUUAAUUAACAAACAGCUUGACCUCAAAGCUGAUAAUCUCAAAGCUAUCGAUUCGCUACCAUAUCCCGUUGUUUCUGAGUCCACUUUCAAAGCUUUCAUUGCUAGAAUGCAACAAAAACUUCAUGAUACUCACAUUGGUGCAUAUUUACAACACGAAGCAGAACCGCCAGUGAAGACAACAAUCGUGGAGAACAUCAACAGUUACUCUGAUAACAGAGAUUCUUUUGAUUUCAUCUCCUUGCGUCCUAUAUUGAGCAAGCCUGUGUUAUUUGAUAUUGCGUUCAACUACAUUAAUUAUUCUCAAACCGGAACCAAAUCUGCCAUUGUUACACCCAAAGCUACCAAUGAAGCUUCUGUUGCCGAUGAUGAGAAAAAACGUGGUGGAAGUAGUUUUUUCGGUAUUUUCGGAGGUAGAAAUUGA